Molecule: messenger RNA, 972 nt
Organism: Cutaneotrichosporon cavernicola
Lineage: Eukaryota; Fungi; Basidiomycota; Tremellomycetes; Trichosporonales; Trichosporonaceae
Gene: PMU1
Exons: 5
Coding region: 1-972 (323 amino acids)
Cellular component (GO): cytoplasm
Molecular function (GO): phosphatase activity
Source: RefSeq, a predicted model, not a curated record
AUGCCCUUCGACCCAGAACACCACGACGCCACCAGCACGCGCGGCGGGCACGUCCCGCACGCCCUGCAUCCUGACCAGCCGCCAGUGGCCGCCACAGAGACAGGUGGGCCCGACACCUCGCCUGGCGACCUGGAACGCCCUCACGCCUACCUCUACGAGGCGGUCGAAGGCUUCUUCCUGCAGACCGAGGGUCCAAAGAAAGUGGACUUUGACGUUCUCCUUAAGCGCUCGUUCGGCCUCCUCGACACCUCGGCCGAGCGGUGGCCUAACCUCCGCGCUGCCGUGUCCGAGCUCCAGCGUAAUGCGGGGGACGGCGUCGCGUACAAGGUCCUUUUCCUGGGCCGGCACGGGCAGGGAUGGCAUAACUUUGCUGCUGCAAAGUACGGGCACGAUGCCUGGGAAGAACACUACACAUACCAGACUACGGACGGCGAGCUCACAUGGGGCCCUGACCCGGAGCUCACAGACCUGGGCCACGAGCAGGCUCGUGCCGUCCGGAGAGCCUGGGGCCGCGAGGUGGACGCUGGCGCGCCCAUCGACGAGAUGACAUGGUUCGUGUCGCCGCUCACGCGCACAUGCCAGACGUUCCUCGACUCAUGGGAGGGGUUGUACAGCUGCCCCGAGGUCUGGGAGGACUGGCGUGAGAUCUACGGCUCGCACACUUGCGACAGACGUAGUCCUCGGACAGCUAUCGCAACCCGCUUUCCGAUGAUGCGGAUAGAGGAGGCAAUGACCGAGGCCGACGAGCUAUGGCGCGCCGACGAGCGCGAGAGCGACGAGCACAUGCAGAUGCGCAUGCGGCGGGCGAUGGACCGCGUCAUGGCCAACAACUAUUCCACCUACAUUAGCGUCACUGCGCACGCCGCCAUCCUCCGCAACCUCCUCCCUGUCCUUGGACACCAUCCGUAUCCGCUGGCCACGGGCGAGAUGAUUCCCGUCGUGGUCAAGGCGACACGGUUGGAGAAAGCGUAA